AUGACCAUGUCGGUGCACGUGGUUGUCAAGAACAUGGCCGGGGAGGAUGUUGUGGGCCAGCUGCAGUUUGCAGAUCCUCCGUCGGUGGACGAGCUGCGCAAGCGAGCUGCAGCCAGAGUUCCGGGCUCUCGCUUUCAGCUGCUUCGGGGUUCCUCUGUCUUGAAAGAGGAUGAGACGGUCUCUGGUGGCACCGUGGAGCACCCGGUCCUUCUGACUCUGAUUAUCUUGCCUGCCGCUGGUGCAGAUGGGGGAGCGGAGGUCCGUCCACUUGUCCUGGAGGAGGCCAUUGACGAGCAAAUGGAUAUCUUGGUGCAUGACAUGCGAACUGGCGAGAACUCGUUCCUGCCUGUUCGUUAUUUUCUGGCUGCAGACGGAAAGGCACAUUUGGGGGUCCUUGCACCAGAGGCUGCUCAGAUGGUGGGUGCCGAUCCACUAGCUUUUGCUUCCCUCGCCACAGUUUCUGCCGUCUUCCCCGGUGAAGAACAAACGCAGGCGGCGCUGCACGAUUCGGUGGAUCUGUGGGAGGUCACUGGUGGAGCUGCGGGCGAUGGCAUCCUGGUCAGAACUGGCUGGUCUUUGAGCUCCCCGGAGCUUUCACAAAGACUGGCCACAGGAGCCAUUAUUCAACAGAAAGACAUCCGAGGGGAGCGCCUCCUCUAUGCCAAGGUCUCCGGCUCCGGGCCCCAGGAGGGAUGGGUCUCCCUGCGCUCGCGCGGGCGCGCGCUGCUGGCGAAGAGGGCGGCCAAAAAGGAGCCACACCGAGCGGUGGUGAAACUCCUGCACCUCCACACGGCCUUAGCGACGGCCUCGGCCGACUGGAAGAGGAGGCACCCGGUGGUGGAUCUCAUCCAGGAGGUCUGCAGCCGCUUGGAGUAUCUGGCCUUGACUGCCUUGCCCACCGAUCCCAGAGCACAGGAGGCUUUCACCGAAGCCGUGAAGGCAGGAAGCCACGACGACCCGCGUCAGCUGCCAGGACUAGCCCACUUUUGCGAGCACAUGCUGUUCCUGGGCACGGAGAAGUAUCCCGAGAACAGUGGCUUCGAUCAGUUCCUCAUGAAGUACGGAGGCUCCUCGAAUGCCUUCACAGCAUCAGAGGUCACCGUGUACUUCGCGGCCGCCUCCUCCGAUGCCGCCAGCGAGGGGCUGGAUCGGUUCGCCGACUUCUUUCGGGCCCCACUCUUCAAACAGGACGCAUCCAGUGAUGUGCAGCUUUCGAUUCAUCUCGGCGCUCGAAGCCUCGCGGUAAAGAAGUGCCUCUCCGACAUCGAGGUCGCAGACUUCGUUGCGCUGGACUUGGAAUUCUCGGGACUCUUUGUCGAUCACCAGCGGGGCCCGCAGGUGCUGGAGGCCUACUUUGCCCGAUGCGUGGAAAGUGUGCCCAAGUUUCUGGCCUUGCAGCUCGGGUUGUGCUGCGUCCAGUUUCAGAAAGAGAAACAGGUAUGGGAGCUCCGAACUCAUGAGUUUGACCUCUGGCCCCAAGAUCGGCGGCUUUUUAUGGUGGACUUGCAGUCGCUACAGUUUCUGCGCACCCAUGGUUUUGACUUCAAUGCCUUUCUGGAGCGUGCACACCCUUAUUCCAGGCUUCCACCACCGGGCCACAAGCUGGCCGGUAAUGCGCACGUGAAGGCUACGCCGGUUCUCCAGGCCUUGAGGGACGCCAAGGUGCCCGUGGUAUUGCACAAUGGCCUCCUGGACAUGCUGCACCUCUAUGACAAGUUCCUUGGCGACCUGCCUGGGGAUCCCGGGUCCUUCGGCAAGGCCUGGGUGGAGCACUUCCCUCUGCUCUUCGACACCCGCGUGCUGGCACAGGAUGGGCGGCUGGACGUGCUGCAGCAUGCAGGGGGCUUGAGCCUCGAGACCUUGCAGAAGCACCUACAAAGCGAGCUGCACGGCCUGAACAUAGAGCGGUGCACCACCAUUGCCAAAGCGGCCCAUUCCGCAGGCUACGAUGCGACUGUCACGGCCGAGGUUUUCUUGAUGGAAAUGGACCGCUGGAUACGGCAUGCCAAUCAGAAGGCGGCGCCGGAGGAGGAUGCCAAGGAGCAGCACCCCAAUGGGCGCAAGCGCAAGCGCUCGUCCGACGGUGUUGAAGGCCUUUCUUGCCCAAGCCUGCUCGAAAGCCACGAGGUCUGCCGACGGUUCCACAACCGCGUGGCGCUGGUGAGCACCUCGCCAGGCUGCAUGGAGCUAGUGCCCAAAGAGGCCGAGCCGGGUGAGCCUGAGCCGACCUCAGGAUAG
Messenger RNA from Symbiodinium sp. CCMP2592, 2238 nucleotides. NCBI's taxonomy places the organism in Eukaryota, Dinophyceae, Suessiales, Symbiodiniaceae. The record is from the annotation of a GenBank genome assembly.